UAGGGAUUUCCCAUUUAUAUUUACAAAAUUCACAGAUUUAUUCUUUCCCCCAUUUGCGUUCGACGGCGUCUUCGUUCUCCCCGGUCACCUGCUCCUGCUCCAGAUCCUUCCUUUCGUCUAUUCCAGGUUAUCUUAUGCUUGAUUAAGCAAAAUGAUAAGGUUGCAGACAUAUGCUGGGUUCAGUGUGUUGGCAACUUUGGUGGCUAUUUAUCAUGCAUUUCACAGCAGAGGUCAAUUCUACCCGGCAAUGGUCUAUCUAUCCGUAUCCAAAAUAAAUCUGGUGCUUCUCCUCAAUAUGGGUCUUGUCAUCAUGUGUGGGAUGUGGCAGCUAACCAAAAUGGUCUUCCUUGGUUCUCUGAGAGAAGCAGAGGUGGAGAGGCUAAAUGAACAGUCAUGGCGUGAACUCAUGGAAAUACUUUUUGCGAUAACAAUAUUUCGUCAAGACUUUUCAGUUUCAUUCCUAGCCAUGGUUACUACUCUCUUAUUAAUUAAGGCUUUGCAUUGGUUGGCCCAAAAGAGGGUUGAGUACAUUGAAACAACUCCAUCUGUACCCAAACUGUCUCAUGCACGGAUUAUAUCUUUCAUGGGAUUCCUUCUUCUGUUGGACUGUCUCUUCUUAUAUAAUUCCGUAAAGUUCUUGAUAGAGACGCGUCAAGCUUCAGUUUCAUUCUUCUUUGCAUUUGAGUACAUGAUACUUGCAACCACAACAAUCUCAACAUUUGUGAAAUAUGUAUUCUACGUUAGUGACAUGCUAAUGGAUGGACAGUGGGAGAGAAAAGCUGUCUAUACUUUUUACCUGGAACUUGUUAGAGACUUGCUGCAUCUAUCAAUGUAUCUGUGCUUCUUCCUUGUGAUUUUCAUGAACUAUGGUCUGCCUCUCCACUUGAUCAGGGAGCUUUACGAGACCUUUAGGAACUUCAAGAUUCGUGUUGCAGAUUACAUUCGUUACAGGAAGAUCACUUCAAAUAUGAAUGAUCGUUUCCCAGAUGCAACACCAGAAGAGCUGAAUAUGAGUGACGUGACAUGCAUCAUUUGCCGUGAGGAGAUGACUACUGCGAAAAAGUUAGUUUGUGGGCAUAUGUUCCAUGUACAUUGCCUUAGGUCAUGGCUAGAGAGACAACAAACAUGCCCUACUUGCAGGGCCCUAGUUGUACCAUCUGAAAGUGGGACAACUACUUCUGGAUCACAUGCCGUUUCUCAUCAGCAAGGCACAAGUGCAAAUACUGCCAGUACAUCUUCUUCUCAGGGAUCAAGUGCUGAUGGUGGCUCAAUUAAUGCUAUAAGUCUGCAACAAGCAAGACUUCAAGCUGCUGCUGCAGCUGCUUCACUUUACGAGAAAUCAUAUGUUUACCCCUCUGCUACUCUAGCUUGGGGUUCUGGGUAUACCAUUCUCCCACAAGGAGGAUAUAAACCUGGUAAUAGUGCCGAAGAGGUUUUAGCUGGACAGUCACAAAAUAAUCAUGGCUUUGCGGGGGCUCCUACCGGUCCUUCCAAUAUGACUUUUCCUUUAAUGGCCCCUGCCGUUAAUAUGAAUGAUGUAGGCAGAAACAACUAUUCGGGCAUGCCAGACAAUCUACUUGAAGCUCAGAAAAAAAUCCUUCAGGAUCAAAUUGAGGCAUUACAGAAACACCUUAAACUUGUAGAGCAAGCUGAGAUAGAGACAAAAGUAGGCUCUAGCUCAACAACAUCAUAUGAAUCGGACAAGGGAAAAGGCGUUGUGGGUUCUUCUUCUUCAUCAGCUCCGGAUUGUGUUGGACAUGAAGAAGAUUCGUGAAGAGUUCUAGUGGGAAUUCGGAACAUGUUUCAUUUUAAAUAGCCAUUUGGCAUAUUUUUAUGUAGUAAGUAGUAGUAUCAUCAAACCACAUGAAACUCGAUGAUGUCCCAUUCAUUUUCAUUUUCUUUUGGAUAGAAUCAGAUAAAAAGGGACGCCAUCCUUUGCUCUUGCUCAAAAUUGAAUGUUUUCUAGAACUAUUUGAGAUAACAAACUUGUGUCAAUCAUACAAAGAAAAACUUGUGUCAUUGUGUUUAAUAAUCCAUUCUCCU
This is a messenger RNA of Impatiens glandulifera, 2043 nucleotides long. Its product is annotated as ERAD-associated E3 ubiquitin-protein ligase HRD1B-like. NCBI's taxonomy places the organism in Eukaryota, Viridiplantae, Streptophyta, Magnoliopsida, Ericales, Balsaminaceae. The transcript has 8 exons. The record is from RefSeq and is a predicted model, not a curated record. The coding region runs from base 152 to 1774 and encodes 540 amino acids.